AUGGAGAGCUUCCUGGAGUCACUGAACAGGCUGAAGGACGUUCAUGACAAGGAGGUUCUGGGCCUGCAGAACAAGCUUCUGGAGCUGAACUCAGAGCGGUGCCGGGAUGCACAGAGAGUGGAGGAGCUCUUCACCAAGAACCACCAGCUAAGGGAGCAGCAGAAAGUGCUGAAGGAGAACUUGCGGGUGCUGGAGAACAGGCUACGAGCUGGACUAUGUGACCGCUGCACAGUCACCCAGGAGCUGGCCAAGAAGAAGCAGCUAGAACUUGAGAGCGUGCACCUGCAGAGCCUACAGCAUCUCUGCAUCCUUACCAACGAGAUGAACGGGCUGAAAGAGGAGAACAAGGUGUUGAAGGAGGAGGUGAAGCGGCUUCGGGGCCUGGAAGACAGACCUGUGCCCCUGGCUGGGGAGAGUACCUCAGACCCCUCAUCGCCUCUGCUGCUUCCCUCCCCCAGCAGCUGGAAGGCCGUCACUGAAAAGCCACCAGGAGUCCAUGAGGAGGCCGAGGAGGAUCAUCCAGGCACAGAAGCAGUCCCGACGGGCUUCAGGACAUCUCCAGUGGCCAAAAUCUCCCCGGGUGCCAACCUGCCCGAGCUGCGGGCCUCGGACAUGAGUCCCCAGAGAAUCUCCAACCAAUUGCAUGCAACUGUCGCCGUGGUCCGGCCUGGGUCCCGGACUUGCCCAGUGGACUGUGGCUCCACCAAUGGAACACCUCCACCACUGUCCACCAGAAGCAGCCCGCCCACCCCAACGUAUGAGCACAGCCUCCCCCUGGACAGCUUCCUGCGGGCCUCCCGGCCCUCUGCCGUGGCCUAUGAGUCCCUAAAGCGCUCCCUUCAGGCCGACCGCCUCUGCCUCCUGAACCGCCACCUGUCCCUGUGCCUCCGGAGUCCCCAUGGCAGCUCCCUGGCUCCUGCCAUACACCCCUGCAGCCCUCAGCCACAGGGCAUGAAGGCAGGAGAGGCAGAGGCCUGGGAGGAGUCCACAGGUCUACUGGGCCUGCCCAGCACCCUGGCGGGCAUGCAGGACCCAAGGCUGGAAGGGGCACUGCACCUGCUCCUGGCCCAGCAGCACCUGCGGGCACGGGCACCAGCAGGCAGUGCCAGGCUGAGGGGCCCAUCUAUGCCGGGGGAGAUGCCACCCUCCCCACCAGUCGACUUGGACUCUGAGAGCCCUGAUAGUGAGGUGUCCAGAGCAAUUCUGACCACAGCAGCCCCACCUGGCAGGCGGCACCCUCGGCUCACAGGUCCAGGCAGCCCCCAGAGAAAGGAGGACACAGCCACCCAAGACUAUGCCCCAGACAAACCCCUGGACCUCUCAGAUUGGGCCCGGGCCCGGGAUGCCCCCAAAUCUACUGGGCAACUUGGGCCACUCAGCCCUGAAGUUGCCCACACUCCCAGCCUGGAGCCACUCCAAGGACCAGAGCCACCUGCCCUAUCCAGACCCUUGACUCAAAGCCCACAGGCACUCAGCAAUGGUACCAAAGAAGCCAGAGAACCAGAGCCUGAAGAACCCUCCCUUCCUGUGGAAGUGAAGCCAGAGGAAAGUCAAGGCCAGUGCCUCACCCACAGAGGCUUGGUGCUGACGGACUCCCAGGUAAACCAGACAGCCGCCAGCCAGCUGACAUCAUCCCUGUGUCUUUCAGAGCCCAGCAAGGCUGGAGCACAGAGGCCAGAAUCCAGUGAAAUGGAUGAGCCAGACACCUCAGACAGCGAGGUGGGCCCAAGCUCUGAGGCAAGUGCCAAUCUGAGCAUGCCAGGGGAGGGGCAUCGGCAGACUCUGCAGCAGAAGAGGAAACAGGCCUCGGACCCAGAGGGCAAAGCCUCCAAGAAGCCAUCCCAAGGGAAGAGGAAGCCCAGGGAGCCUGUGACAGCAGCUGAGGAGCCCAGAAGCCUACAGGGUGCCCAGGACCGCAGCCCCUCCCCUGGCAACACCGGCCGGGAGAGCUAG
Molecule: messenger RNA, 1953 nt
Organism: Castor canadensis (American beaver)
Lineage: Eukaryota; Metazoa; Chordata; Mammalia; Rodentia; Castoridae
Source: RefSeq, a predicted model, not a curated record